UUAAAACACAGGUUAUGUUUUGAUUUUAAAAUUAAAUAUAUAAUUUUUAUUUUAAGUUUCUGAUUAAAGUCCACUCUGAGCAUGUACGAAACAUUAUAAGUUCAUGAUCCCGUGCUCAAUUAGCAAAAAUUAAUUUUAAUGAUUGCCAGAGUGACUUUAAAUAUUUUAAAUGAAAUUAAAUUAUGUCACUCCUUAGGUUCUGGAGCUUUAUGUUUUCUCAAUUUACCUGCAAAAUCCCAGCUUUUCAGUGACAUAGAUAAAAAGUCCAUACGUUUCAAGUCAUCCACUCAAAAUAAGUAUCAAAACAUGAGCUCAAUCUCGAGUUCAUCAUCAGUAUUUCAGGGAUGUGGAGACAGGUUCGAUGGUAUCACUGUAUCUUCUGAUAAAGAGCCAUGUGAAACAUCUGAGUUCAUAAAAAAACUAUCAACAUCAUUGGACACGUGGAGAUCUCAGAAAAAAAGAGGCAUUUGGUUUAAGGUGCAUUUGAACCAAAGUGAGUGGGUGCCUCUGUUAAUAAAGAAUGGAUUUAAGUAUCACCAUGCUAAACAAGAUUAUGUGAUGUUAUACAUGUGGCUGCCAACAGAUGAAAGUGACAAUGUACCUCAUUACGCACAUACAUUGUUGGGUGUAGGUGCCGUGGUAGUAAAUGAAAAAAAUCAGGUUCUCGUAAUAAAAGAAAAAUAUUUUUACAGAGUCCCUAUGUGGAAAUUACCAGGAGGAUAUGUCGAACCGGGAGAGAAUAUCGUAGAUGCAGCUAUUCGAGAGGUAAUGGAGGAAACGGGAAUAAGCACAGAGUUUCAGUCGAUAUUGUCACUUAGGCAGGGUCACGGUGGAAUGUUCGGUUGCUCCGAUAUUUAUGUUGUCGUUAAUUUGAAAGCUCUUAGCAGUAAGAUAGAGAAGUGCGAGCGGGAGGUUACUGACUGCCAGUGGAUGAAUAUUGAGGAAUACUUGAGUCAUCCUCAUGUUCAUGAACUCAACAGAUUUUUCGUGACAAAACUUCUACACCAUAGAAAGCACAAUUUAAAAAUUGACUGCCAUCACGGUAUCCACCAAAUAUUAAACAAACCAUAUACAGUGUGUUCAGUUGUGAAACAGGAUGAUUUAGAGGAUUUAGCAGAAAUUCCCUUUAGCUCAUUUUCAGGCAAAAGUUACGCCGAUAAGAAAUAAAUAACCAACAAUAUACAUUUUAUCUUUGUUACGUUUUAAAUAAUAUAUUUUAUUUUACAAA
This is a messenger RNA of Anthonomus grandis grandis, 1228 nucleotides long. RefSeq lists its product as uncharacterized. The transcript is spliced from 6 exons. NCBI's taxonomy places the organism in Eukaryota, Metazoa, Arthropoda, Insecta, Coleoptera, Curculionidae. Bases 139 to 1167 code for a protein of 342 amino acids. Gene Ontology annotation, molecular function: NAD binding; ADP-ribose diphosphatase activity; NADH pyrophosphatase activity. The record is from RefSeq and is a predicted model, not a curated record.